Zymoseptoria tritici IPO323 is the source of this 2120-nucleotide messenger RNA. RefSeq lists its product as uncharacterized. The transcript has a single exon. Lineage: Eukaryota; Fungi; Ascomycota; Dothideomycetes; Mycosphaerellales; Mycosphaerellaceae. The coding region runs from base 9 to 2120 and encodes 703 amino acids. The record is from RefSeq and is a predicted model, not a curated record.
UCGCCAUCAUGCCACCUGCAUUGCCAGACACGGGCAUCAUAGACUUGUUUACUUCUCCUGAACAAUCACCAGACCCUCCACCGGCACGGAAAGCUCUGUUUCCAGUGAUCGACAGGUCACCGUCGCGGAAAGUGCCCUGGAUUCCCAGGACGUACGGCGAUGAGCCUCUGCCGGUCCGACUUUCAACGCAAGCGCCCCGCAAUGCAAAGGACGCUCGCAUCGUCGGUCGCGUCGAGGAUGGACGCAAGGUCACUUAUACUGUAAUGCUGGGCACUACUGAAGUUUCGGAAGUCGAUCUGGACGAGAUUCUCACUUAUGUUUCGCCUUAUGACCUGGAAGAGUACGAACAUGAGCAAUUCAAGGUAGAUGGCGAGAAAAGGAGAAUCGACGAAGAAGCGAAACAAGCCGAGCGGGAAAGAAAAUUGGAACGUCUGAAGGAGAGAGCACGGCGGAAGGGUGUCGUCUUGCAAGUGGACUCUGGCGCGGAUUCUGGUGCUGAUGAUGAAGGUGAGGUAGCGGCUGGACGUCAUGGUCGCGCUCGACCAACUUACAAGCACCUCUUCAAAGUGCCCGAACAGGGCAAGCGACGUCGUCGUCGGAGGGAUCCCGCCACUGGAGAGCUCAUGCCACUGAGUGAUGAAGAGGGCGGAAUGGACGUCGCUGCUAGCUCUUCUGAGGAGGAGCCAUCUCGUGACAGAUCAAGAUCUGCAGCUGAUUUACUUCCGGGGGUGGAACCCCACAGGCGGAGGAGACGGAAGAGAGAUCCUGUAACGGGAGAACUAUUGCCGCUUUCGCCUGAGGUGAAAUCGUCUUCCGUCGCAAAAGAGAGUCCCCUGGCGCGAUCGGAACCUGCAAUACGAUCUGCAGUUGGAUCUGCCUCUAGCAACGGAGACUUUUUGCAAUUUCCGCCUAAGCGCCCACGAAGGAGACGGCACCCGCAGACAGGCGAGCUGAUGCCUUUGGGCUGGCGCUAUGAAGAUGAGGCAGAAAGGAAAGCUUGGGCUCCAAAGCCAGCUGGUAUCGAGAGCGGACCAUCGAGCUCUAUGGAACGAUUGAGCAUUGGCAACGAGCGUGGAUCAAAGCGCAUCAAGCUGACUUCUGAGCCGUCCUCUGGUGAUGACCGACGAGCAAGACCAUUGCCUUUCACGAGCCCAACGCAGGAGGAGACCACAUUGACUCCAAAAAUGCAGGCAACAGUCCAGGUAAUGGAUCUGGGUUCAGAAGACGAAGACGAUCUCGCGCAAGAUGGACGAACAUCAGCUCAGCUGACGCCGAAGCUUUCUUCGCGACCGAAGCCUUCCUCAGAGAGCAAGAUUCCUCUGCGGAGGUCAAAUACGUCAUCGUCCGAAGAACAAAUUACUCUUGCGUCCUUUCUUUCUGGCCCUAGCAAGAAGCAAGAAUCAACCUCAGAUUCUGACUCUUCACUCUCUCGCCGUCCAGGGAAGAAUGGCGCAAACUCUCAGAAGCCGACUCCCUUGAAGAACAGCAUGAUGAACUCACAGGCUUCACAAGGCAACGCUGGUGGCGACGAGAGCGAAAGCGAGGUAUCUGGCGACAACAGUGACGACGGUGAAUGGACCGUGGAAGCAAUCGUAGCACACCAUAUGAGCGAUCCCAAGACUCAUCCUGGAAAGCCAGCGACAAUGCUGUACUUGACGAAGUGGGAAGGUUUUCCAGAGGAGACAUGGGAGCCUGCUGAAUCGUUUGAUGAGUCUAUCAUUAAGGACUAUCGUCGUCGCGUUGGGCUGGACAAACCGAUCGGAAGCUCAAAUGUACCGAAGGCUAAAAGCCCUGCAAAUAACAGUCCACUGCAGGCAGUCUCUGCGCGAGCGGCGAAGUCCAAGAGUCCUGCGAAGUUUGCUCAGCAAUCUGAGCAGAAGCCGAGUCCGACCAAGAACAUGGUUGAGAUCAUAUCGAGCGACGAAGAGAGUUGGUACGAAGUUGAAGCCAUACUGGGACACCAUAUGUCUGAUCCUCGGACUCAUCCGGGAAAGCCGGCGACGAUGCUGUACAAAGUGAAAUGGGUCGGCUUCAAGCAGACCACUUGGGAGCCUUCUCCGAGUUUGUCUUCCACGACGCUGCUGAAGCAGUACCAGAAGCGGGUGGGAUUAACGAAAUGA